AUGGGCGAACGGAUCGACCCAGAACCGAGCCCAUCACAUCCAAACUCCACCGCCAAAGAAGAUGUCGAGAGCAUUGCCUCAAUCGACGAACCAGCACCGGUGUUGACAACAGAAUUGGACGACUACCCCAAGACGAACCACGCCACUUUGGAAAACGGCACGAGGUACGAGUUUCUCACAUUCGAGACCCCAAUCCCACUGGACGAGUCCAGGGGCAUUCCGCUGCCAAAUCUCCGACAGUACGAUUCACCGUUUGGCUGGUCGGCGCCACGCAAGAACAUCGUACUCAUCAUCAGCUGCUGGUGUACGUUCACCGCAGCGUACAGCGCGGGCGCAUACUCGAUCGCAUCAGAGCCGCAGCGACAGAAAUGGGGCGUGUCGAGCGUGGCAUUCGGCGUCGGCGUCACGAUGUGGGCGCUGGGCUUCGCCUGCUCGCCCAUGUUUUUGGCCCCGUUUUCAGAAAUUAAUGGAAGACGGCCCGUCUUUAUCGGCUCGGCCGUCAUGUUCCUGGUCGGGCAGAUCGGUUGUGCGGCGACAAAUUCCUUUGCAGCCAUGCUGGUGUUCCGAUUCAUUGUGGGUGCCGGUGCGAGUACUUUUGCCACCAUGGUUGGAGGAGUUGUCUCUGAUAUGUACCAUGCCGAGCAUCGCAACACGCCCAUGGCCAUCUACAGCGGCUCUGCGCUGGCGGGGACUGGAUUUGGGCCUUUGCUGUCGGGUUUCAUCGUCGGCAGGGCAAGCUACCGGUGGGUCUAUUAUCACCAGAUCAUCUCCCUCGGCCUGCUGUUUGUCACUGUAUGUGUCUUUUUCAAGGAGACGCGUGGUUCGGUCCUCCUCAGUCGAAAGGCAAAGGCUGUGAACGAGUAUCUUGAGAAAGCAGAGCAGAUCACCCAGCAACGUGAUGAUGACGACGACGACGGCCACAGAAACACACAAUCAGACGAAAAGCCAGCACCAGGAUCAACACCAGUACCCAGAACCCGACUCCGCUACAAAGUCGCAGCGGACGAGAACCGCUCGUCGCUCGCCCACAUGCUGUAUCUUUCACUCACACUGCCGUUCAAGCUCCUGGCGACCGAGCCCGUGGUGUUCUUCUUCUCGCUCUGGGCGUCCUUCGCAUGGGCGGUGUUGUACAUGACCUUCUCGGUGCUGCCGUUGAUCUUCCGCACGCGACACAACUUCACCACCGAGCAGAACGGAGCCGUCUUUGCAGCGAUCUCAAUCGGCAGCAUUCUCGCAACCAUCCUGUCGAUCGCCCAGGAACGUAUCGCGAAGAGACAUUGGCCAAAGCUGACGGAAAGCCCCGAGGGGAGAUUGUACUUCGCAUGUUUGGAAGCCGCCCUCCUCCCCAUCGGCCUGUUCUGGUUCGGCUGGACCACAUCCAGCAGCAUCCCCUGGAUCGUCCCCAUUCUCGCCAUCGGGUGCGCGCAGAUCGGGAUUUUCGUCAUCUACCUCGCGGUCUUCAACUACCUGGCGGACGUGUACCACGCAUACGCAUCGUCUGCGCUGGCGGCACAGAGCUUCAUGCGGAACCUCAUGGCGGCGAUCUUCCCGCUGUUUACGGACCAGAUGUUCAGGAAUAUCGGGUACCCGCAGGCGAGCAGUUUGCUGGGUGGGAUUAGUGCGCUUUUGACCUUGGUGCCCUGGGUCUUACUAUUUAAUGGGGAAAAGAUUCGCGCCCGCAGUCGGAUUGCGAGGCAGAUUAUGGCACAAGGCCAGGGCCAGGGCGGCUGA
Messenger RNA from Exophiala aquamarina CBS 119918, 1731 nucleotides. RefSeq lists its product as uncharacterized. Gene Ontology annotation, molecular function: transmembrane transporter activity. The transcript is spliced from 2 exons. Gene Ontology annotation, biological process: transmembrane transport. The coding region runs from base 1 to 1731 and encodes 576 amino acids. Lineage: Eukaryota; Fungi; Ascomycota; Eurotiomycetes; Chaetothyriales; Herpotrichiellaceae. The record is from RefSeq and is a predicted model, not a curated record.